Ceratosolen solmsi marchali is the source of this 2981-nucleotide messenger RNA. RefSeq lists its product as uncharacterized. The record is from RefSeq and is a predicted model, not a curated record. Gene Ontology annotation, molecular function: RNA polymerase II cis-regulatory region sequence-specific DNA binding; DNA-binding transcription factor activity, RNA polymerase II-specific. NCBI's taxonomy places the organism in Eukaryota, Metazoa, Arthropoda, Insecta, Hymenoptera, Agaonidae. The coding region runs from base 1 to 2895 and encodes 964 amino acids. The transcript is spliced from 12 exons. Gene Ontology annotation, biological process: regulation of transcription by RNA polymerase II.
AUGUGUGAAACGGGUGAAACGGGUGAAACGGGUGAAACGGGUGAAACGGGUGAAACGGGUGAAACGGGUGAAACGGGUGAAACGGGUGAAACGGGUGAAACGGGUGAAACGGGUGAAACGGGUGAAACGGGUGAAACGGGUGAAACGGGUGAAACGGGUGAAACGGGUGAAACGGGUGAAACGGGUGAAACGGGUGAAACGGGUGAAACGGGUGAAACGGGUGAAACGGGUGAAACGGGUGAAACGGGUGAAACGGGUGAAACGGGUGAAACGGGUGAAACGGGUGAAACGGGUGAAACGGGUGAAACGGGUGAAACGGGUGAAACGGGUGAAACGGGUGAAACGGGUGAAACGGGUGAAACGGGUGAAACGGGUGAAACGGGUGAAACGGGUGAAACGGGUGAAACGGAAUCACAGCAACAGCCGCAGCAACAGCAACUACAUCAGCAGCAGCAACAGCAGCAGCACCAACUCCACCAACAUCAUCAGCAUCUCCUGCAGCAGCAUCACCAGCUCGGUUUGGCGGCAGUCACAGCAGCCAAGACGAAGACCGCAGGGUUGGCGGGCCUUGAUAGCGAGGCGGUGCGCCGCUGGGUCGCGGAAGCCGCGCGUACCGUCCGCCAGUGUCCACCGCCUCCCUUGAUCGUGCCCUUGGUUCCGAAUUCUCAGAGCCAGCACGUUACCUCGUCCAGUCAGUUUGGAAUCCAUCGAGCCCAACCGGCGCUCAGCGGUGCGACAACACAUCAUCAGCAGCGACGUGUCCAGCGUAGACUCUCGGACCCUAGUCCAUCGCCUCCGCCGCUACCGUUCGCCCUGACAGCGUCGAUGACGCAAACACCGAGCAUGCAUCUCCUUGCGAGCAGCAACAAUCUCGCCGAGCCGCUCGACUUCUCCGUCGGCUCGCUCCAGCAGCAGAGGCUCCAAGCCAGGGCCAAAACCGUGCAAGAAAGGCUCCAGGCCCGAGCCCAUCAACAAGAUAAUAAUAAUGGCGCGAACAGUGUGCUGGCUAAAAUAGCCAAGGUGGCAGGCAACAGAAGGAGUUAUAGCCCCAGCGAGGGAAGUUCCAGCGGCAGUGAGGACGAAGGCGUCUCCACCGGUGGCAGUCCCAGCGGUCCUCUUCGAGGACUCGAGAACGAUUCUUGCGACCCAAUGUCGGAUCGAACAUACGGCAAGUUAUGGAUUGGCGAGAGCGAAGUUACUUGGCGAACGGAGCAAAAUCUAAAGCGCACCUCACCGUUAAUCGCAUGCACAACGACCACGACUACGACGACGACGACUACGGCAGGUGAAGGCGGCCCGACACUCCCCCACAUGACGCCACCCUUACUCGCCUCCGCGAACGCUCCUGAUCUCAGAAGUCCCUCGACCCUUCACGUUAAGCAACUCUGCGUCGUUUCGCCGGCAAGUGACGCACUCGGACGAGUUGAGAAGGAUCCAGCAUCACCCGAAUCCUCACAUGAUGCCGAUUUACAUGGCGAAGUGGAUGGUGCCGAUCUCAGCGGUGACGACCGGAGCAUCGCGAGUGACGUGCAAGAUGGAAACGAGCCCCACUUGGAUCACGACUCAAUCGACUCCGAUAGAGAAGCUCUCAACCUGGUAACGGACGUCUCGCAGCGCAACAGCAGCAGCGGCACCAGCGGCAGCGCCUCCUCCCCGAGCUCCGGGGUGAGCAGUCAGCUGACCGGGAGCCACGCCGGCAAUACGAGCAGCUCGCAGGCGGCCCUCGCUGCCCAGCUCGUAGGCCAGCAGCUCCUCAUGCACGGCUCCCUCGGGGCCCUCAGUCCCCAGGAGAUUCAAGCGCUGGCCUCCACCCUACAGCAGCAGCAGCAGUCGCUCCAGCAGCAGCUCCAGCAAUUCGCCAUGUUCCAGCAGGCGAACCCGACUGCGGCUGGACAACUCCCGGCCCAGGCUCAGUUUUUCCUUCAGAAUCAGGGGCUGUUGCAGAGCGGUGGCUACCCUCAGAGAUCGAGUCACCCGCACUCACAGUCCAUGCAGGUACAGCAGGCAGUGGCCCAGGCGGCCCAGCAGCUUCAGGCGCUGCAGAAGCAACAGGCGUUACAGGGCGGCGGGGGUGGCCUCGUAGCCAGGAACCUUGGGCAGCAGCAGCAGCGCUCGCCGCCGCCUCCCGGUACGCCCCCGGCAGUGAAGCCAUCACCCGCGAGGCUCGAGCCUUCCCCCGAGGAGACAACAGACCUCGAGGAGCUCGAGCAAUUCGCCAAGACCUUUAAACAACGGAGGAUCAAGCUCGGCUUUACACAGGGCGACGUUGGUCUUGCCAUGGGUAAACUAUACGGCAAUGAUUUCUCCCAGACAACCAUCUCCAGGUUCGAAGCCUUAAAUCUAUCGUUCAAAAAUAUGUGCAAGUUGAAGCCACUAUUACAAAAGUGGUUGGAGGACGCUGACAACUCGCUAAACAAUCCAAACUCUCUGUCGAAUCCGAUGACGACCCCGGAGGCGAUUGGUAGGCGGAGGAAAAAGAGAACCUCUAUCGAGACGAGUGUGCGCGUCGCCUUGGAGAAGGCAUUCGUACAAAAUCCAAAGCCCACUUCCGAGGAAAUAACUAUCCUCGCCGACAGUCUCGCAAUGGAGAAGGAAGUAGUCAGGGUCUGGUUUUGCAACAGGCGACAAAAGGAAAAACGCAUCAAUCCGCCGACGGCGGCAAUGGGCAGCCCGACGAUGGCCUCACCCGCACCCUCGGUCUUCGCCUCCCUCGCCAGCACGAUGUCCAGCAGUCCCCUCGCCCUCACGACACACGCGUCACCGGGUCUCGGGCAUGCAGUGCAGCAUCCGCACGCGGCUCCGCUCGGAUCGCCUCUGCCACUUGCCCUGGUCGCCGCCUCGGGCACCGGCAACUACGGCCACCCGCACGGCGGUAAGUCAUCCGUGCACGAGUGACACCAGAUCAAGUCCGUCGCCCAAGGGGACACCCUCUUUCGCCAGCACCAGCUCCAACAUCAACACCAAAAUCAGCAUCAGCAGCA